AUGAUGUUCAAACCUGGCGCCUGGUGCUUCCCUGACCCCGCGCCGUUCGUGCAGUCCUGCUGCACCCUGGGCUUUGCGUGCCUCAAGGACACCGGCUCGCUGUUCGGCCACAGCUGCCAGCAGCUGCAGGACUCGAAGCUGAAUUACACGUUCGCAUCGAGCUACGGGGAGUGCAAGAACAAGGUUGCACCCGGCGACCAGUGCGGUGCGCGGCGGGCUGCGCGCGGGGGCGUCGCCGCAGGCGCCAGCGGCGGCGCUUGGUACAGGAGGGGCGGAGGGGGCCGCGCGCCGCAGCGGUUGCCGGCCGGAGUGGUGGGCUGCGGCGGCGGCGGCCAGUGCAUCAAGUGGAAUACCUGCGCCAACACCGGCCCCUGGGUCAACUUCUGCUGCCCCGACGGCUUCAGCUGCCAGCCGGGCUCCCAGGACUACCGCGUGUGGACUUGCAGCGCUGACGUCACCGCGGGGCCCCCAGUGGAUGACGCGGCAGAGCUGCUGCAGUACCCGCCGCGGAAGCUUCCCGAGGGGUCCUGCACCUGCCGCACGGACGCGAAUGAGGAGCGGGUGCCGACCGCGUGCCCCAGCCCUUGGAGCACGCCAGCCGGCACGGACCAGGUGGCGACCCCGAUCAAGGUGGGCAAGAAGGGGCGGUUCUACAGCACAGAGACGGGGCAGGACGUGGUGCUGCACGGAGUCAACUGGUACGGCUGGAGCGUUGGACAGUUCAACUUUGACGGCCUCUGGGCGUUCUGCGACGACAACUUCACGGCGAGCACGCCCCCCUGCCAGCAGGACGGCGAGAUCCCGCCCCACUACCCCUACCCUGCGAUUGGAGCCGCGGGGAUCCAGCGGCUCGGGGGCAUCCGGUUCUGGGGCAAGCGGACGAUGACUAACGACUUUGCGACUGUGAUCUACAGGAUGAAGCUGCUCGGGUUCAAUUCUGUCAGAAUACCCUUCAGCUUUGCGGACCUCAACAAGGACAUCCCGCCCCCGAGCACCGGCAAGACCGAGUUCUUCCCGUGCAUGAUCGACCCGGACUCCACCAUCGCCUGGGGCAAGACGAUAGACCCCGCCCUGGCAAAGCUGGUGGCCGAUCAGGGGCUCACCGGCAAGUUCGACUUUCCGAGGUACACCGGCCCGCAGCACCCGCCGCCGAAGGUCAAGGGCAGCCCCCAGUGCAACCUGCCCUGGUCGGCGCCGUUCACCCCCAGCUACAGGGGCGGCCAGGGGCAGCUCAACCUGACGAUGUGCAACUGGUACCUGCCUCAGGGCCCAAACGUGCCUGCCAUACAGAGGCUGCUGUGGCAGGUGCAGUACGUCGUGUCCCAGGGCAUGUACGCCGUCCUCACCUUCAGCUCGGCGCGCGACCCCGAGCCGAACGUGGCGUCGCCGCAGCUCUUCACCAGGAACUGGCAGAACCUGUGGCGCAUGCUUGCUGACUUGCCCCAGUACAAGCACAUGAAGGGGCGCGUGCUCGCUGACCUGGCAACCGACCCAAGCCGCUGGGGCUGCCAGGUGCGCGAAUUUGCCCGGGCGGCGGGCGCGCCCGCCGGCAGCCAGUGGGACAAGACCUGCGCGCCGGCCGGCGCCUCCGGCCCCGCCUGCGCCCCCGGCGCGUGGCUGUACGCGUCGGCCGCCUCGGCCAUCCACGCGGUCGACGGGGACGUGCCGGUCCUAAUUGAGGGCAUGGGGCAAGACCAGCAGCGCGGAAAGUUUGCCUCGUGCGCCAGCGGCUACUUCCCGGGCCUCAAGUGGGGCGACGGCUUCAUCACGAACGGCCCCACUGUGUCGCGAUACAACCUCAGCAACCCCAGCGGCAUGUUUGCCUACGAGGAGUUCAAAAAGAUCGGGCCCUUUGCCAUCAACAAGGCCGCCAUGCCCAACCAGGCAAGCGCGGGGCGCCACAACACACCUGCCGCAUCCCCGCUCUGUACGGCCCCUGCUGAAACAUGCCCUCGGGCGUCCGUGGUGGUGUCGCCGCACCUCUACCCCGCCAGCAUCACGGGCGUCCCAGCAGAGACCGAGGACCAAGACGACGAGAUCACCUGGAAGUGGGACAUCUCAUGGGGCUGGAAGUCGCUGGGGCUCGACAAGACAAGCAAGGGCGAGGCGCUGCGCGACGUCGGCCUCCUCAUUGGCGAGUUUGGCGCCGCAGACGGCGGCGACAACGGCGUCGCCAACGCCGACACCACUAGCUACAGCGCCAGGGACGCCAAGUGGCUGAAGCUGCUGAGCAGGUACCUAAACGGGCUGAGCUGGCAGAACGGCCCCGCCAGCUGGAUGUGGUGGAGCUGGAACGCAAACUCCGGUGACACCAAGGGCAUCGUAGGUCCCCUUACCACCUGGCGUGAAGUUCAGUGGACCAAGAUACGCAUGCUCACCCGGGAGUUUGGACUCGUGCCGUGGUAUUGCAAGUACGUCAGCUCAGAGUUCUGUGAGACGGUGACCUGGCAGUAA
Monoraphidium neglectum is the source of this 2454-nucleotide messenger RNA. RefSeq lists its product as hypothetical. The transcript is spliced from 12 exons. The coding region runs from base 1 to 2454 and encodes 817 amino acids. The record is from RefSeq and is a predicted model, not a curated record. NCBI's taxonomy places the organism in Eukaryota, Viridiplantae, Chlorophyta, Chlorophyceae, Sphaeropleales, Selenastraceae.